AUGAGGGUAUACGCAUUAUGUCAUUCAUUGGGGAUCGCAUUAUGUCAUAAGAUUAAAACAGUUCGAGUAUACCUGAGAACGAAAAAACUAUCUAUAGAUCUGGAUAGUGAUGGUGAAAUGCAGGACGGACCAUUUGACAGUAUUUCUCAGCCUCAGGUUAGUGAAUUAUGUUGCUUGAAAAACUCAUUCUUUUGCAAAGAAAGUAUGUUCUGAUUGUUUUGGUUAGAGCAUUCCCAUGCAUCAUUGUGCAACAUUAUUUUGGGAGCGAAUUUGAGGGACGAGGGAAGAGUCUGAGACUCCGGUUCAUAUCUAAUUAUGGAAUGCAUCAUUAUACUAACUGGUAGCCAAAAAAAUAAAUGUGGAGUUUUUCGUGAACCCAGUGAAGCAUUUGAUAUUGAUCAUGUACAUGUAUUUUGAAUUACUUUUGGGGAAUUAUAAAAUCAUUCUGAUUACUAGGGAAUUGAUAUUCAUGUGUAUUUUUUCUACUUUCACAAGUACAGUUUCCAAUAAAUUAGCCCUUGUCGUAUUUUAUAUGAACAUGCAACAGCUGGACUGCUAUAACUUCUGUGAAGGCACAAAUAAAAUGUUGUUAUUGUUAUUUAAGGAGGAUACAGCACAGCAACAAAGCCCACAAACGUUUUCAUUAAUUGGAUCAUCAGAAGAUCGAAAGACUUUAAAGGAGAAACAAGAUGAAGAAUAUCAGAUGUCACUGGAAAUGGAUAAAAAACCCACUGGUAAUGAACAUUAUGAAAUAUGUGACAAAGAGCCUAAAGAGCAACUUCAAGAUGCGCAUAAAGCAAGAGUGGUGCCAGAACCUUGUACCAACUUUGUUGCUGUGAAGAUUAGACAUCCGUCAUUAGGACUUCUUUCAAGGCGAUUUCCUCAUAACACCAAGAUGCAUGCUGUUUAUGAUUGGGCAGGCUCACUGUGUACAGACCCUGCAUACUUUAUUUUAACUGAUCCGUCAUCUGGAAAUAUCAUACAACCCAGCAGUCUUGUAUACGAUAAAUAUACUUUAAACAUGGUAGAAUCUUCUAACAGAACACCAUCGCUCUUAGAGUCAGAUGAUGAAGUUCAAUUUUUAGGGUUUGGGUAA
This is a messenger RNA of Paramuricea clavata, 1096 nucleotides long. NCBI's taxonomy places the organism in Eukaryota, Metazoa, Cnidaria, Anthozoa, Malacalcyonacea, Plexauridae. The record is from the annotation of a GenBank genome assembly.